CGUUUUGGAACGGCGGGCGGAGGCAAAGGUAAAGGCGCGCCAGCACCUGUGCCGUGGAGCGAACAACGCAAGCAGAUGCAGAAGCAGAUGGGGAAUCUCACGGCCGAGCUCAAGCGCGUCGAGGCUGCCGAGGGCCCCGCGGCGCCUGAGACGGCAGACGAGAAGCCGAAGGACUCCGCGGACUCUGAUAAGACCAAUGCGACCCCCCAGAAGCUUGAGCGCUGCAAGGGUCAACGAACGAAGUUCGAACAAGGGCUGGCCGCGCCCAGCGAGGAGCUCGAGGCCAUGCAGAAUGACAUUCGCGGGAAGCAGACGGCCAUUGAGGCGAAGGCCAAAGAGAAUGAG
Prorocentrum cordatum is the source of this 345-nucleotide messenger RNA. The record is from the annotation of a GenBank genome assembly. Lineage: Eukaryota; Dinophyceae; Prorocentrales; Prorocentraceae.